This is a messenger RNA of Aricia agestis (brown argus), 769 nucleotides long. Its product is annotated as U6 snRNA phosphodiesterase. The record is from RefSeq and is a predicted model, not a curated record. Gene Ontology annotation, molecular function: 3'-5'-RNA exonuclease activity. Lineage: Eukaryota; Metazoa; Arthropoda; Insecta; Lepidoptera; Lycaenidae. Gene Ontology annotation, biological process: U6 snRNA 3'-end processing. Gene Ontology annotation, cellular component: nucleus. The coding region runs from base 2 to 769 and encodes 255 amino acids. The transcript is spliced from 5 exons.
GAUGUCGGGCUUGUCACUGAUUUGUGAUUAUGGUGAAUCAGAUGGUUCGGAAGAAAACGAAAAUGACGAUUUAGAGACAUUCAAAAGUGUUGGUUUUAGGACAAAACUUCCUGCUCCUGAUCUUAGCAAGGUAUCAGUUAUUAAAACAGAAGAACAUAUUGAUAAUCCCGAUCAGCACGGAGGAAAAAUUCGAUCAUUUUCACAUGUAAGGGGGAAUUGGGCAACAUUUGUUUUCAUUAAGUAUCCAGACUUGGAGAGCUUAAAUAUUAUAACAGAAAAUUUUGCUAAUCAAAUUGAGUCCAUAGGACUUGAAUGUAAAAAGUGUGAUGAUUUCCAUAUAAGUUUAUCGAAAACAUUCGUGUUGAAAUAUCAUUUAAUAGCCCCAUUAACAGAAUCUUUACAAGAAGUGUUUAAUACUUGCGACAGUUUUGAAUUAGGAUUUCAUUCUAUAGCAAUUUACUGCAAUGAGGAAGAGACUCGUACAUUUGUUGCAUUGAAAGCUGAUAUCUAUUCUAGCAGGGGAUUACUUAUGAUUACUCAGAAAAUUGAUAACAUUUUGGUAGAAUACAAAUUACCACAAUUUUAUGAUGAUCCAUCGUUUCACAUGAGCAUUUUAUAUGUCAAUGGUAAUAAGAAGAAUGAACUUACAAAAAUAUUAGAAAGGCUGAAUGGUGUAUUUGUUAAAUACGAAAAGAAUAUUGGCUCUGUAAUUAUAAACAAAAUUGAGUGUAAAAGUGGAAAUAAGUAUUUUCAGUACUAUUUGCAAUAA